Messenger RNA from Rana temporaria (common frog), 5110 nucleotides. Its product is annotated as fidgetin-like. Lineage: Eukaryota; Metazoa; Chordata; Amphibia; Anura; Ranidae. Gene Ontology annotation, molecular function: ATP binding; ATP hydrolysis activity; microtubule severing ATPase activity. The transcript has 3 exons. The record is from RefSeq and is a predicted model, not a curated record. Bases 268 to 2457 code for a protein of 729 amino acids.
AUGCCCCAGUGAUUGCAGUCCAGGCAGCCUGCUGUCACACUCUCCCUCUCCACACUCACAUUGUCACAGCAAGAAUGCCUGGUGAGUCCCACACAAGGCUCCCUUCUCCUAUGCCUAGUCUGGAUUACUAAAGAGCACAUUUUAAGGAGCAUGCACCCAGAUUUAGGAGAUUUGUGGUUUGCAGCUGACGCCAAAGUAUAUAUGAUUUAGAAGCAGAUCGUUUACCUCAGGAAAUGCACUUCAACCAGAUAAAUAAAUAUUGAUUUAAUGGCUCUCCUGAAGAUGCACUGGACACCAGAGCAUGCCCAGCCCCUGACCCAGUGGCCAGAGCAGCACCUUGAUGUCUCUUCAACAACUUCAUCUCCAGCACACAAAUCUGAUUUGUACCAGAAUAGUCGACAAAGGUUAAACUAUGCUUGGGCAAAUGAUGAUAUAUCAGCACUGACUGCUUCUAACUUGUUAAAAAGAUAUGCAGAGAAAUACUCUGGUGUCUUGGACUCCCCAUAUGAGCGAGGCCCACUAAGUAGCUAUACAGAUGGAGCAUUUGGCCCUGUGAAUGGACAAAAGAGUGAAAUUGAACCUUGGCAGAUGCCUCAUGGGGCAGAAAGCUCAUACACUGUAAACCCUCUGCAUGAUAGUUUGGCUGGUUCCAAAUCAGGCAAUGGACAUAUCGCUUUGGGAAGCCCAACUAUAGCAUCUGGUAACCUUCCAGAUCCACUUUAUCCUGGUAGUACAUGUGGAGCAACCAAUCCAACAAGUGGGCUUGUGGCACCACAAGAUUAUACCUCAAGUUACAGUGGCACAUACCUUUCAUCUGGAUAUUGUAGUCAAUCCCCUGCAGCACUUCCACCAACCCACCCAUCAUCUCUGCAUAGCUCAGGACUUCAGCCAACACAUGCAUCACCAGCACUGGUCCAUGGAUACAGUUCUUCAGGCACAAUAUACAACUAUAGCUCAAGCAGCUACCCUUCUCAAACAGGAUAUGGUGGAAUGCAUCCUACACAUCCUUCUGGUUACCUGCCUUCAGGCAUUGCUGCACCUACUCCACUGCCACCACAUACAACGUCGUCAAGACCUCCUGUGGUCUCUGGGUACACAUACCAAAGUUCUAAUUUAGCACCAAUUUCUGUUACUCCUUUGAGCACAGAACCAUCUGGUUCCUUAAAAAGGAAAGCAUUUGAUAUGGCAACAGCAGAGGAAAGUGAAGGAAGAUAUAGAAAAUACAGCUAUGAGCAACCAAAGACUACCUCAGAGUCAUCAUUUCAGAUGACAGACGGUGUUCCGAAUGAAUGCAGAGGAAAUGGCUUUAGUAGGAAUGGAGAAACUCAACAGGUGCCCUUUAAGCCAGGCAAGCGCUCAACAGAGGAAGAUGUGGGAAAAUAUAGUGCUCAGCCAAUAAAAGCAAUGAUCUCACCUACUUACAAUGAAGAGUCAGCUCUGAGACCUCCAGAAGCAUUUGGUAAGUUCACGCCACCUGUUGUUAACGGUGAGCGGAGAAAUAGUGAUCAAGGACAUAUGUUUGCACAAAGAAUGCAUAUUUCAGGGAUGAAACCACCAGUAUUUCGUAGUUCAUCUGAGGAUCAGUUAAAAAAUGUUGAUCCUCUUAUUCUAGAAAUUGUCAAUAAUGAAAUUGUGGACUGUGGCCCUCCAGUGCAGUGGACUGAUAUUGCUGGCCAUGUAUCAGUAAAGGCUGCAAUUGAAGAAGAAUUGGUAUGGCCCAUUUUAAGACCUGGUGCUUACACUGGGGCCAGUAGACCUCCAAAAAGUAUUUUAUUAUUUGGUCCCUCGGGUUCAGGGAAAACUCUGUUAAGCAGGUGUAUUGCAACCCAGCUAGGGUCCACAUUGUUGAAGCUUAGCAGUGCCACACUCAUCUCUAAGUGGAAGAACAAAAGUGAAAAGAUUUUGCAGACUGUGUUUUUCAUGGCAAGUUGUCAUCAGCCAGCUGUGGUUUUCAUUAGUGAAAUUGAUCUUUUACUGUCUGCUCACAUCAGUGAGGAUAACUCCCACCUGAUUAACCUCAAGUCCCAACUGCUUUCCUUUUUGGAUAACAUAUCUACCUCAUCUGAUGACAGCAUCAUCUUCAUUGGUACAUCUCAAAGGCCGGAUGACAUUGAUGAAAGUGCUCACCACAGAUUUGCCAGGCGAUUUUACAUUGCGCCCCCAGAUAAUCUUGCCAGAAGGCAAAUCCUACACCACACUUUGGCCCAACAAAACUAUUGCCUUAGUGAAAGGGAAAUGGCCCUACUUGUCCAGCACACUGAGGGCUAUUCAGGAAAUGAGCUAAUUCAACUAUGCCAGCAAGCUGGAGCCAAUCAUCUUCAUGGGAUUUCAGGUCAACUACAACCAACAUCAUACAAAGACUUUGAGGGGGCAUUCUGUAAACAACGAGCUGGUACCUCUCAAAAACAGUUAGACUUGUAUGUGGAAUGGAAUAAAAUGUAUGGCUCAAGACACUAACUGUGGAAUGAAACUGAAUGUGUUGACACUACACUGGCCCUUUCUUUUUCUUUUCUUUUUUUCUUUUUUUUAAGGUGGGUGCGUGUGUUGAGUCUUCAGCUUGAGUGGAGACCUUUACAUUUUUUUUCCUUUCCCUUUAAUCCGAAAUGUGACAAUUAGAUGUCAAGUUACUGGCAUCUGUUUUGUAUGUAUAUGUAUAUACAUACAUAUAUGCAUACAUAUUUGUAUAGAUCUGUUUGCUCCAUUGAAUGUUUCACAGGAAACAAAACCUGUAUUUUUUAUUUGUUUCUUAUUAGUAUCACAUUUGGAAAUCUAAAAGAAAAAGUAGCUCUUCACUGUACUCAGGAUAUCAUCUAUUUAUUGCCAAAUGUUGGCAGUGCCACUUAAUAGUUUGGUAAGUGGGAAAUUCUGGUAUCCUGCAGGUGUAACAUGAUCUCAAGGAUGUGUUUCUUUUGGCUGUGAUCAGCUGCUUUAUUCAAUAUUUUUUAUUUUAAAACAAAAGAAAAUAACCCCUUCAUGGCACUUUGGGGAGCCCAGUUCAUUCUUGACAUAUAUUAGGUGACCAGAAACAACAAUGGGAUGCAUAUACAAUGCUUAAGAAGGGAUGGAAUGAAAACUACAUUGCUAGCUAAGAAUAGAAACCAUUUGUAUAUAUUUUUUUUUUUUACUUUUUUUAUGUGUUCAUGUUUAUUUCUAAACACUCAGGAAAAAAAUACUUCCAAAAUGAAUGUUUCUAAGACUCAACAUUUUCAACAAUUCAAUUGAAUUAGAGACCGUAUAAGUACUUGAAGUUAUUGCCAGGAUUGAAUGUAUUGCCAAUCUCUUUCACUCCAGCUAUCAGGAACAAUUUCUCUCAUAAAGGUUUUUAUCCAGUUCUUAUUUUUAUUGUUAUUAUUUUUAUUGUAUGACAUUUGUUACUGUAGUGUUGGAGUUAUGUGUUUAUAGCAUGGGAGGUUGGAACACAUAGUCAGUACCACUUUUUGGAUGAUAUAAUAUAGUAUUUACUGUGUUUGAGAGUUCUAUUAGAACUUCACAGGCGUUUUUUCUUAUGUGAAGAAUGUUUACAGCUGUGAUAUACGUUUCUUGGGUUACUGGAAACAGAGCAAUACCUCACUAUUGCCCAUACAAGAUACCUCACGAUUGCCUGCAACUACUUACUCUUCUUGCUCAGAUAAAGUUUUUGUCCCUUAUAAAUGGAAAUUCCUAUCUACUAGGAAUUUUUCUACAGUGAUAAGAAAGGUGCAGUUACAGCGCUAGAUGUUCUAGAAUACAUAAUAGCAGUGACCCAUUUCUUGGCUGACCUGCUAGUAAUAUUGGAGAUGUGAAUGCUGCACUUUGUUGGCCAUAGUUUAAAGAGGUUCUUCAUUUUGGAUAAGUAGUUGCUAACCUACCUAGUGGGGGUUCACUCAAAGUUCUGCAGUGCUUAUCUGGAGAGCCAGAGAUACGUGAAUCCUGGGCUUGUUCUGUAAUCAACUGCUCCAUGUCUGACUGGUUACUAACAAAGAUCCAAAAACAUAAAUUCAUAUAUAAGUAUCCAUGGUGGGAGGCAUUCCUUAGAAAACAGUCUUAGAGAGGCUGUUUACUUGGAAGGUGCCAAUGAUACAAACUCAUCCCCAUGCUAAGUUAGAGACCCUAUUGAGUCUCUAAACAAAUUAAACUGUCAGGUCCCUGCAAGGCAAGAGCUUUCAUACUCACCUCUCUAGUGGCCUCUAUGUCUUAGCUUACCUCAAUUUCAAGACUGCGUCCUCUGUCAGUGUUUUGGCAUUUGGCAAUCCUGGGAGUGUUGGAUGCCUGUGUCCAUGCUGAUUGCUGUGGCUCCUUCCUUGGACUCCUAUGACACUGAUGAGUGCUGCAAUAAUGUAUGGGACAAGCAUCCAACACUUCCGAGAGUGUCAAAUGCCAAAGAUCCUGAAGAAGUCUACAGCACUGGAAUGACGAGGAGGUAGGACAAAUGGGCCACAGAAAAGGAGUAAAACAACUCUACUUUUGCAGGAAUCUGAUGGUUUGAAUUAUUUAGAGGCCAUAGAGAGUCUCUUUAAGCAGUAAAGGGCUGCAGAAAACUGAAAAAAAUAUCCCUAGGGUAAGGUAGAUAAAAACUAUCUCCAUGUGAGGACCUCUCUAAUCAUACAAUGCUCCUUUGUAUUAAACCAUAAUUUUAACUUGAAGUUUUAUCUCAUUUAGAUAGAUGCAUCCUUUUAAUUUAUUUAUCAUAUGUUGCAAUGCAUUCAUUUACUAGAAAAAUGUUUAAAAGCAGCAUUUUUAUAUGACCAAAGAACUCUUUUAGUAUAUAUGAAGAAUGUAAAAUACCAAAGUGUUUAGUCCAAUAGAGAUAGAUUGCUGUUCACUCCUACACUGAAUGCCAAAUCACAGUUCUUCUAUACAACCAUAUUUUCAAUCCACAGUGUUCACUUGCCUGUAAGAAAUGUUUACUGAUCACUGGUGGUCUUGUUUGUCUGUCUGUGUAUGCUUCAUUUUCAUGUGAAAAUGUGUUCUCUUUAAACCAAAGUUUGUUAGUGAAUAAUAUUUUGAGACAUUGUAAUAGAAAAGUUCUAUUAGUUUUAUAGUACAUAUUUAAUUGUUUGCCUUUCACAUUUUGUCUGUAAUACAGUUUCAAGACAAAAAUGAUUAAAAUUAUACUUUGUUUUAAUAUUGA